This is a messenger RNA of Symbiodinium sp. CCMP2592, 2649 nucleotides long. Lineage: Eukaryota; Dinophyceae; Suessiales; Symbiodiniaceae. The record is from the annotation of a GenBank genome assembly.
AUGGCCGGCGACGUGCACGAGAAUGUCUUCAGCGAAGAGCAGCUCUUCACUCCAGAUGUCCGGGGCGAAGACGAGGACUAUCCUGGUGAUCGUAGGAUCGUGCCGCCGGAGUGGUCCUCGGCCAUUGCACUCGCGAAGUCGGCUGCAAAGCCACGAGAGGUGCGUCCUGUUGGUGACGAAGCACCGGCAGCAUCUGCCGCGGGCCGUCGGCGGAAGAGGGCUGCAGAUCGAGCCAAGAAGAUCCUCGUAUGGCUCGAGAGCAAGUACGAGAUCCUGCCAGAGGUCUGUGCGGAGUUUGAGAACUGGAAAGAAGCUUCCUCUGCGAAUGCCGACUUCGACCUCUUCUGGUGUGAUUGUGCCGUACCAGCAGACAGGUUCAUGAAGCUCAAGACAUACCAGAAGAUGAAUCACUUCGUGGGGAUGAGCUCCAUCACCCGCAAGAACAAUCUGGGUCGCAAUUUGCUGCGGAUGCGAAAACAGUUUCCGAAGGAAUAUCGAUUCUUCCCAGACACGUGGAUCUUGCCGACCGACAUGUCAGACUUCAAGCAACAGUUUGCAGCCGCGAAGAAGCAGACCUUCAUUAUCAAGCCGGACAAUGGCUGUCAGGGCAAAGGCAUCUUCUUGAUCCGCGACGUCGAGAAGGUUCCGGUCGACUUUUCCUCUACGUACGUCGCGCAAAGGUAUAUCAGCAAGCCGCUGUUACUGGAUGGCUACAAAUUUGAUCUUCGGCUCUAUGUUCUGGUGAGUGGCUGUGAUCCGCUGCGGAUUUUUCUGCACAGGCGAGGGCUUGUGCGGCUGGCGUCAGAGCAGUAUGUGGAGCCUACGAAGAACAACUUGUCGGAAGUCAUGGUGCACCUCACCAACUAUGCGAUCAACAAGAGCAAUCCCAAUUUCGAGGAAAACACGAAUCCUGAUGAUGCGCAAGAUGGUCACAAAAGAAGUUGGGAGGCUGUGCAAGAGCACCUCCGGCAAGAGGGACACGAUGUUGACACCCUCCUUGCAGAGAUCGAGGAUCUGAUCGUCAAGACACUGAUUGCUGUUCAACCUAGUCUGUCGCACUUCUAUCACAGCUGCCAGCCAGACGAUGUGUACAACGGCAUGUGCUUUGAGAUCUUGGGCUUCGAUGUGAUGCUGGACCAGAAGCUCCAGCCCUGGCUCUUGGAGGUUAACCAUGCACCUUCUUUCGCCACGGAGUCAGAGCUGGACAGACUGGUGAAAGAGGAGGUCUUGCGAGACAGUUUCAACUUGUUGGACUUGAAUCCGGAAGCACGCCGACAAAAGAAGCGAGAGGCAAGAGAGAAAAUGGAGCAGCGGGCCAUGGGAAUGGCCAAGAAGUACUGCAUUGAGGAUCGUGUGACGCAGGAGCGUGAGUUCGCAGUACUCCGCACUGAGUGGGAAGAUCAGCAGCUACAGAGUGGCGAGAGCGGGUACAAGAGGCUCUAUCCAUCUCCAGAGAAAGAGAAGGAGUAUUGGCAGGUGCACGAUGCUGCGAUUAACAUCUGGGAGAUGCUGAUGGGCGGCACCUUUCGCCGAGCAGUGCGACUAUCCGACCCCGUCGAGAAGCCGGCGAUUGAAGACAGGGCUGACAGCAAGGCUCGUGCAGGCUCUGCCAAGACAGGAAACGAGGAAACUCCAAAGCCGGAGGCGAAGCGCACAGCUGAGGAGAUCCGCGAGGUGGUGGAGCGCUUGGCACAGGGCUGCAGCGCCCGACCCCGGCGCAAUGCCUCGAGACGCCGCUCUGGGAAGGAGGAGGAGAAGGAGGAGAGCGCCUCCAUAGGAGCGCCUCCAGCUUCCGAAGAGCCGCUCGAGAAGACUGCGCAGCCGGAGAAGAGGAACCACACCAACAGGUACGUGGAUGUUCAGGUGGGAGAUGUUAUCAAAGUGCAGACCAACUUGGGCUGGGAGACGGUGACAGUGAGGGCUAAGCGUCCCGGCACUGGCAAGAUCGAUAUCCAGUUCAAGGAUGGAGAGUACAUGCGGGCUGUCAUGCCCCGGAUUCUGCGCAACGGCGAGGGUCAGCCAGUGAAAGAGGCUGCUAUGCCAGAGGGCCAGACCUCGCCGACCUUGCCGGCAGCUCCCGGACGCAUCGGACGUCUUGGAGGCAGCUCUGCACCGACGGCUCCGGUACCGACCUCACAAACCGGAGCAGUGCCUCAGAAGCUAGCAGGAUACACCCGAGGUGGCAGCAGUCCUGCCGGCAACUCCAGAGGACAUCCCUUGCCUGCAGCUGCCAGUGAUGAAUUCACCUCCGAGUCCGCUGUGGUCGCAGCCCAGGAUGCGCUCGUCGGCGUGCUUUUGGAAGGUUGCGGUGUUACCGAGAUGAAGGAUGGAGGGGAAGCCGUCGUUGGCUAUUCCGCCCCGGCAGGUGAUGGUUUGCCGAGCCCUUCGGCCAGCACUGUGAGUGCUCCAGGACGUGGCGGGCGCUCGGUGCCACCCCUGGGAAACCGGGCUCCAGCAGUCCGGUUGAAACAGCACUUGCAGCAGCUGAUCUCAGCGCGGCCGAUCAUCGCUCCAAAGGUGGGCCGAAGUGGCUCGAUCCCACGAACUCAGCAGACAGCUCCGGAACCCCUGCUAGGCCAUGGCCUCAUCGGAUCCGCUCUGGCUCCCAAGGAGAGCAAGGCAGCCAGGAGACGUUCAUCGGACACAUAG